AUGAAUAAUUAAAGUGGAAAGUAUAUUAAACUGAAUCUAUUCUCUAAAUUGAAAACCAUUAUGAAACGUAAAGGACAGGCAGAUACAGAAACUAUCAGAACCGAAUGGAGUUAAAUGAUUGCUGACAAUUCAAGAAUUGAAUCUCGCAAACAUUAUCAAUAAAGAAAGAGACUCUACUACAUAGCUACUGUCAACUCAGUCUUUAUGCGCAAUUAGUAUUUUAUUCAGAAUCUCCCUGAGCAAGAGGACUAAUUGCUAUAAUAAGAACAACCACCAAAUUAGAGUGAAGAAUCCAAAAUGAUUGAAACUGUCUAGAAUCUGGACACUAUCAAGAAGAUAGUCAAAGUAAGAUUACCUACAGAUUUUGUAUUAGUCAUCUGGAACAUAUAUAUUAUGAUAUUAAUAUUUAGUCAAAUGCUCUUAAUACCCUUAGUGCUAUCAUUUGACAUCAACAAUGAAGGUAUCUCUAUAUAUGAUUGGAUUGUCAACGGAUGUUUCUACGCUGACAUACUCCUACAAUUUAAUACAGCAAUCUAUAUUGAUGGCAAUCUCGUCUAAGAUAGAAUUGUAAUUGUCAAAGAAUAUUUAAAAUUGUGGUUUUGGAUAGAUGUCAUCAGUUCCUUUCCAUAUGAUAUCAUUUUUGAUUCACCUGAAAUGCAAAGUAAAGCCCAAGUUAUCAAACUAUUGAGGUUCAUAAAAUUUAUAAAAGUAAUUCGUUUAUUAAGAGCUUUAAAAUUGAAGAAAAUAUUCGGGAGAAUAGAAGAAUACAUUAGUGUGAUGGAAUCCUUAUUUUAAUUCACUUAGAUGUUGAAACUAAUAAUACUAAUACUCUGUAUAGCACAUUGGUGUGCCUGUGUAUGGAAUCUAUUUGUAGAUGGAGGAGAUUCCAAUUGGGCUGCAGAAUAUAAAAUACAAGAUGAAGAUUGGACUGUCAAAUACAUGACAUCCAUCUAUUACAGUAUGACUACCAUGAUAACUGUGGGAUAUGGAGAUGUUCAUGCCUAUUCCUAUCAGGAGAUGAUCUAUGCAAUAUUCUUAAUGUUGUUAGCAUCUGCAGUGUUUGGUUAUACUACUAAUAUUGUGAUGGAAUUGUUUAGUAAUCAAUAUGAUAAGUUUAUUGAAAGAGAAUAGAAUAUCAAGAGUUAUUUAAAAAGGAAAAAGAUAGAUGUCUCAUUGGCAUCAAGAGUUACUAGUUAUCUAGAAUGGUUAUAGAUCUCAUAUGCUAAAUCUUAGUAACAUGAAUCAACCGUUAUUGACAGUCUAUCAGCCAAUCUUAAAAGUGAAGUCAUCUGUCUCAUUAAUAGUAAAAUCAUUGAGAAAAUACCAUUCUUUGAAACCUUCUCCAAAGAUCUACUAAGCAAUAUUGCCUAUAGAUUAUAAGAGAAAGUAUUUGGUCCUGAGGAGAUGAUAUUUGAAUAAGGAUCAAUUGGAGAUGAAAUGUAUUGCAUUGUAAAUGGUUCAAUCCAAGUCAAGUAUUUCUAAACCAGAAUUGCUAAUCUAGGCAAAGAUGAAAUAUUCGGAGAAAUCUGUCUAUUCUCAGAACAAACUAGAAGUGCCACCAUCAUAACAGAAGACUUUGUUAAUUUAUUGGUCCUAAAAAAGGAACCAUUCCUUAUGAUCAUCAAACAAUUAUAGAACGACCUAGAAAAGUAUCAUCAAAUCAAAUACUACCUUGAAAUUGAAUAAGACUAUUCCGUUCUUGAUAUUAGAUGUUACAUUUGUCAGGAAUUCCAUUUGGCUUUGAAUUGUCCAAUGGCACAUCUGAUCAUAGACAAAUAAGUUCUAUUUCUAGAACCACAUAAAUAACUCUGUCCUAAACCUAGGUUUAAGAUUAAACACAAGCACUCAUACAAAUAUUUAAGAGAUCAAACACAUCUGAGAGCAUUGAAGAAAUUACAUCAAAAAUUAAUGAAAUUACAUUUAUUAGGUAGAUAGAGUAUGAUACUCAAACCUUAACAAUAGAAAAUAGAUAAUAAUUUCAUAGACUCAGAACAUUUUGAAAUUGAUUAAGUGAAAUAGUUUGAAUUUUAUAUUACAAAAGGAAACGUAGAUGAAAUCAUCCUUAGUAUCAAUCUCAAUGCAGACAUUAAAUUGAAAUAAAUCUAAUAAGAAAAGGAAAGCAGAGUGCAAUAAAAAAAGAUGUAAUUAUCUCGAGUCAGAAAGGCUAUCUUACACAAUCCAUUUCUUGGUGUAGUCAAAUAGAAGAAUGAUCCAUCAACUAUCUUUUCAUUGUAAGUUCCACAAUAACAGAUUCAAUAAAUAUGCUCUCCAUCCCCUCUCCAAACCAAACGAAACAGAAUGAAUUAAGUUAAAAAUAUGAGACAGCAUUCCUAAUCCUAAUUAAUGAAAGCAUUAUCAAGAUAAGAUAAUAAAUAACAAUAUCACAAAAGUCAAUUUAUGCCUAUAGAUAAUAAUGAUGAAGUAGAAAUCGAAGUUGAAGAAAGCAUAUAGAAAUUGAGAUCUAUCAGAAUUAAUAAUUUCCCUUAAGAACCACAAAUCAAACCUAAAAGAUCUUCAUCAUUUAAAUAAAGGAAAACCAGAAAAUUAAGCCUCUAAGAAAAGAGAAUACUAACCAUCAUCAAGUAAGCCGAAUUAGGUUUAAAGAAUUGUGUGAUGAAUUAUACAUGA
Paramecium tetraurelia is the source of this 2628-nucleotide messenger RNA. RefSeq lists its product as uncharacterized. The transcript has 2 exons. Gene Ontology annotation, cellular component: membrane. Gene Ontology annotation, biological process: potassium ion transport; transmembrane transport. NCBI's taxonomy places the organism in Eukaryota, Ciliophora, Oligohymenophorea, Peniculida, Parameciidae. Gene Ontology annotation, molecular function: voltage-gated potassium channel activity. The record is from RefSeq and is a predicted model, not a curated record.